Molecule: messenger RNA, 424 nt
Organism: Bolinopsis microptera
Lineage: Eukaryota; Metazoa; Ctenophora; Tentaculata; Lobata; Bolinopsidae
Product: DNA-directed RNA polymerases I and III subunit RPAC2-like
Exons: 2
Coding region: 2-316 (104 amino acids)
Biological process (GO): DNA-templated transcription
Cellular component (GO): RNA polymerase I complex; RNA polymerase III complex
Molecular function (GO): DNA binding; protein dimerization activity
Source: RefSeq, a predicted model, not a curated record
AAUGGAGACGGAACAUGUUGGAAAACUGAGUAUUGUGGAGGGCGAGGAACAUGAUGAUCUCUGUACUACACUUGUUCUACACGGAGAGGACCACACUAUGGGUAACGUAGUGCGGCACAUGCUGAUAAAAAACCCAGCUGUAGAGUUUGCAGGGUACAGUGUACCGCACCCCUCCGAGAACAAGAUCAACCUCCGGAUCCAAACCUACAACACCCCCUGUUUAUCAGCGCUGUACACGGCCCUGGAUGAUAUCACUGACGUAUGUGAUCACGUGCUGGAGACGAUUGAUAAGGCCGAGGAGAAGUUCCAGGGAUAGUGUGCAGACAAUGAUGUAUUUUUUAACUUUAUUGUGAUCUGUUUUUAAGAGGGAAUAAGUUUUAUCUAUUGGAUUUGCUGACAUUUUAUAUUUUAAUUAUUUGACGAA